Messenger RNA from Penicillium cosmopolitanum, 348 nucleotides. RefSeq lists its product as uncharacterized. The record is from RefSeq and is a predicted model, not a curated record. NCBI's taxonomy places the organism in Eukaryota, Fungi, Ascomycota, Eurotiomycetes, Eurotiales, Aspergillaceae. The transcript has a single exon. The coding region runs from base 1 to 348 and encodes 115 amino acids.
AUGAGGAGAGAGAAGAGGUGGAGGAGGCGAAGAAGAGGAGAGGAGAAGGAGAAGGAGAAGGAGAAGGAGAAGGAGAAGGAGAAGGGAGAAGGGAGAGAGCAAGGAGGAAGAAUGCUCCCUGGUGCUCCGGACUCCGUACUCCGUUGUUCAAUGAUGUGCUUUCGCAAUUCCCGAUUCCCCCAUGAGAACGAUUUAGUCUCGAUGACGCGAUCAUUCGCCCCGAUCACUCGUCCGUCUACGCUUCUCUUUGCUAUGAUUGGUCCAUUUGUCUCUGUUUCAUCGCUCACCGACUUUACUUUACUUCGAUGUCGUGCUUUUGUGCGUUGUUUUGCGGGGAUCGAGAUCUGA